ACAGUGACUACAAGCUAUUUAAAGAAGCCCUACUUGGUGGUAAGGAGUCAGGUGUGUGGAGAGGAGUCAGAUUGGCUCUCUAGCAAUACAGCAUUGGGAGCUCUGUGAAACUUCACCUUCUGUGUUUGCAAGAUAUUCCUGGAGCUCCUGCAUCCCUUCAGCCGGCAGUGCAUGUGCCCUGUGCUUCCCACAGCAUCACCCCAGGCGUUCGCUCCAUUCACGUGACACGUUACACAAGCCAGUGAGAGCUGCAUGUUUUCCUUGAUAUCGAUAACCUUGUACAGCCAUGUAUCAGCACGCAAGUGAAAACACCUGUAAGCUGCACCUUAUCAUCAUCAGUUCUAUGACUCAUCAGACUCUGAUAAUUACUUUGUCUAGCAAUCUUAGUUCUCAGUCAAGUAGAGGCAAUUUGAAACAGUGCCUUUGGAAAGAAGACUCGGUGCAGACCCAGAACCACAGACAAACUCCAAAUAGCAGCAGAAUGCUGAGUUGCUUCAAGCUUACAAUGGCACCCUGGAAGAGACCACAUAAAGUUGCACUGUUAAUUGUGAACGUAGGUGUUGUGUGUUACCUGGUGCACUUACUGCAAGAACAAAGAAAGGGAAAGCUUGGUUCCUUGGACGUUAAUCAUCGGUCUCUGGACCAACAAAAUAACAUCCUCCAGAGACUGGACCAUUUGGACUGGAACAUUCAGAACCUCUCAAAAUCAGUGGAAGCAUUCCAUGAAAAUAUAAAACAAAUAGAACAUGACUUGAAGCUGCAAGUUAACUCCAAGACUGAAGUACACAAAGCUGAUAACGCAAAGGAGGAAAAGGAGAUUGAACACCAUUUGCUGUACCCGGACUCAGCUUUGUUCAAACGCUGGGGUGCAGAUUUAAGGGAAGAAGAGCAAGUUAUUGCACAGAAUCUGUUCUUAAAUUAUGGGUAUAAUGUUUAUUUCAGUGAUCUUCUACCUCUGGAUCGACCUAUCAGAGACACCAGAUCUCCCAGCUGUAAAAUAAAAACAUAUCCGAAAGACCUUCCAACACUCAGUGUUAUACUUAUAUUUAUGAAUGAAGCACUGUCAGUCAUCUUACGUGCAAUUACUAGCAUAAUUAACCGAACACCUUCUCAUUUAUUGAAAGAAAUUAUCCUGGUAGACGACUACAGUUCAAAUGAUGAUCUGAAAGGAACUUUGGAAGCACACAUCAAAAAUUACAAUGCAAAGCAUCCUGGAAAGCUAAAGAUCAUCAGACAUCAGAAAAGACAAGGCUUAACACAAGCCCGGAUUUCUGGCUGGGAGGCAUCAACUGCAGAUGUUGUUGCAAUUUUGGAUGCCCAUAUUGAAGUGAACGUGGCAUGGGCUGAGCCUAUUUUGUCUCGACUAAAAGAAGAUCGCACUGUUAUAAUAUCACCAGUAUUUGACAAUAUUCGUUUUGAUGACUUUGAGAUUCUUCAGUAUUCAGUGGCUGCAGAUGGAUUUGACUGGGCACUCUGGUGCCUUUAUGAAUCUUUGCCAGCUGAUUGGUAUGCUCUGAAGGAUGAAACAGCUCCAGUCCGGAGCCCAUCCAUAAUGGGAAUUCUUGCUGCAGAUAGGAAAUUUCUGGGUGAGAUUGGUGUACUGGACAGUGGAAUGCACAUAUAUGGAGGAGAAAAUGUGGAACUUGGCGUGAGGGCCUGGCAGUGUGGAGGUAAAGUAGAAGUGCUGCCCUGUUCAAGAAUUGGUCAUUUGGAACGAGCUCACAAGCCUUACUUGCUAGAUUUGACCGUCACAGUGAAACGCAACGCCUUGCGGGUAGCUGAAGUGUGGAUGGAUGAAUACAAGUACAUGGUCUACUUUGCGUGGAAUCUUCCAAUUGAGAAUUCUGGAGUAGACUUUGGAGAUGUUUCUUCCAGAAAAGAGCUGAGGAAAAAACUGAACUGUAAAAGCUUUGACUGGUACAUAAAAAACAUUUACCCUGAUUUAGUAUUUCUUCCCAACAUUGUUGGCUAUGGCACAAUGAAAAACACAUUGAAAGAAGAUGCCUGUAUUGAUCAUGGCCCUGUCCCUGGAAACACACCAAUUAUGUAUCCUUGUCAUGCAUAUUCAUCACAGCACACCUUUUAUCACAGCACUGGAGAAAUGUAUGUAGGAGGUCUACGUGCCCGACGGUCUACAGCUGAUAGGUGCCUGACAGACCCUGGGAACGGGGACCUGCCAGUUUUAGAGCAAUGUGACACAGCUGUGAAUAAAGGCCUGAACUUGCACUGGGAUUUUAAGCAGGGAUCAGCCGUAAUCAACAGGAGCACUAAAAGAUGCCUCGAAAUCACAACAGAUGAUCCAGUUUCAUACAGACUUGUAAUGCGGACCUGCACGGGACAAAGGUGGAAUAUCCAACACACAGUUAAGGACUGGGGAAAGACAAACCUGGAACAGAAGGCACAGCACUCAAAGCAUUGA
Molecule: messenger RNA, 2419 nt
Organism: Egretta garzetta (little egret)
Lineage: Eukaryota; Metazoa; Chordata; Aves; Pelecaniformes; Ardeidae
Gene: GALNT8
Product: polypeptide N-acetylgalactosaminyltransferase 8
Exons: 12
Coding region: 287-2419 (710 amino acids)
Cellular component (GO): Golgi apparatus
Source: RefSeq, a predicted model, not a curated record